Messenger RNA from Pieris rapae (cabbage white), 1705 nucleotides. RefSeq names its product beta-parvin (gene parvin). NCBI's taxonomy places the organism in Eukaryota, Metazoa, Arthropoda, Insecta, Lepidoptera, Pieridae. Gene Ontology annotation, biological process: cell projection assembly; substrate adhesion-dependent cell spreading; establishment or maintenance of cell polarity. Gene Ontology annotation, molecular function: actin binding. The transcript has 8 exons. The record is from RefSeq and is a predicted model, not a curated record. Gene Ontology annotation, cellular component: cytoplasm; focal adhesion; actin cytoskeleton. The coding region runs from base 152 to 1258 and encodes 368 amino acids.
GUAAUCUGUGCUUUUAGCCAAAAUAUCUUAACAUAGUUUACAACUUUACUAAAAUAAUUGUGAAUCACAAACAUGCAAUAGUAUGUGUUUAUAUUAAUUUUAAAUUAUUUUUAAGAGUUUUGUAUUAUUUUUGAUUGGUUUGAUUUUGGAAAUGUCUUCGCCACGCCCAAAAUCUCCCCGUACUCCUGUUCUACCUAAGAAGGAUGAUAAAGACGAGUCAUUUUGGGAUAAAAUUGGUACCAUUGGGCGUAAGAAACGCAUAAAGGAAGUGCAAGAAGUGCAAGAGGAAGGGAAAUAUGCCAUUGAUUCCCCAGGAAGUCCAACAGCUCCAGAAAUUCCACCAGAAGAAUACAGCUUAUUGGACAAUGAAGCCAGAGCCAUAAUUGAACCCCGUUCCUUAGAAGAACCAAGAGUUCAGGAACUUAUCCAAGUAUUGAUUGAUUGGAUCAAUGACGAGUUAGCAGCCCAGAGAAUUAUUGUAAAGGAUAUUAGUGAAGAUUUGUAUGAUGGUCAGGUUCUGCAGAAGCUACUAGAAAAAUUACAAGAAACAAAACUAGAUGUUCCUGAAGUGACGCAGAGUGAAGAAGGACAGAGACAAAAAUUGGCAGUUGUAUUGCGAGCUGUCAACAAGGUACUUUUUGGUUCAGGACAACCUGUUACCAAGUGGAGUGUGGAAUCUGUUCAUUCUAAGAAUUUGGUUUCAAUUUUGCACUUAUUAGUGGCUCUGGCUCGUCACUAUCGUGCUCCGAUCAGGUUGCCAGAGAAUGUCAGUGUCAGUGUUGUUGUUGUCAAGAAGGACGCACAAAACCAGCUCACUCAUAGGACAUACACAGAAGACAUCACAACAACAUAUGAUGAGUUGGGCAUGCGAUGUGAGAGGGAUGCAUUUGAUGCACUGUUUGACCAUGCACCCGAUAAACUGCAAGUUGUUAAAAAGUCGCUAAUAACAUUUGUGAACAAACAUCUGAGUAAAGUAAAUUUGGAGGUGUCUGACUUAGACAGUCCGUUCCAUGAUGGCGUGUGUCUUGUUCUUUUAAUGGGACUUCUGGAGGGCUUCUUCGUGCCGCUCUAUGAUUUCUACUUGACGCCGAAAGACUUCGAUCAGAAAGUUCAUAAUGUGGCGUUUGCCUUUGAACUGAUGCAGGAUGUCGGUUUGGCAAAGCCUAAAGCGAGGCCUGAAGAUAUUGUUAAUUUGGAUCUGAAAUCAACUCUUCGUGUGCUAUACAACCUCUUCACUAAAUAUAAAAAUAUGGCCUAAACGGUCGAAAUGCAUAAUACUCUAACAAUUAACUAAUAACUAAUAAACUUAUUUUUUAUAAUAUACUACCAAAAUUUAUAUACUUGCUAAGUUCAUUACAGUCGAAACUGGUCAGUUUGUAUUGAGGUGAUACCUGUAUUUGUCUAUUGUCUAAAAUGUAUUUGUUUUUUUUCUUAUAUAUUUGAAAACACGUUUUUGCUAGUCUCAAAUUUAGUCUGCGUUUAAUUAAUCACAAAAGCAGAAUGAGCAAUCAUUAAAAUUAAGUUUAUAAACAUUAAAAUAUUCAUUUACAAUGUUGUUACUAAUAAGUUAGACUUAAGUUAUCUGUGUUGUGUUCUAAUAUAUUGAGUCACUAAUUAUUCGUUUAAAUGAUGCCUUAGUUCAUAAUUGACAGCAUAAUAAUUAUCACAAGUUAUAUGUACGUUAUAAAAUAAAAAAUUAACAUCC